AUGAAAUUAACUGCGUUUUUCCAAAGACUGCUAUUUUUGGUCGUUAUUUCCGGCUCCGCUCUUCUUCACGGUGUGAGUGCGCGUGCCUCGUCGGAGUCGGAGUUACUCUGCUCCCCGCUGGAGAUAGAACCGCACCAGAAAUCCUUUUGUGUCAUAAAUGUGCGAGACUCACAACAAGAGCCCACCAUGGCAUUUGAAUUGGAAGAAUUUCUUGUAACGCCUCAAAGCUCCGUGCCCCAAGCCGACCUGAAGUUGAGCCCGCUGCAGCGCGGCGUCGAUGUGACAACGCUGACGUUUGAUUUUUCUGCCUCGGAAGGCACUAGCAUCACAGUGAACGUGAUGUACAUUUCUGGGAAUCAAAGUUUCCCGAUUCGAAAUAGUGGCGUCGUGGUGUCUGUCUUGAAUUGGCCGGCGGUGCGAAUGGGGCCCAUUUCCUGCAAUGUCCCCUCAUCAGGCCUCGUUCUUCGCGGCACCACAACAUGUGGGGCGGCUUUAUAUGAUGCAAGUAAUCGUCCUGCAGCCGUGCAUCAAAGUGAAGUUACAUUUCUAGAAGAGAACGAUUUGGGUUCUUUCAAAUUUAUUUCCGGCAUGAGGAAACUUGUCUUCAACUUCACAGCAGCAAGUUUUUCAAGCAUGACGGUGACAUAUUUCACACUUCUUCUGACGCUUAAAGGGAUAAAAGACGUGUAUUCCACCAAUUUCCCUUUACUUUACCCGGAUUUAUAUCCAGCAGCGUCCUUUUCUACGCUAUCAUGUUCCAAUGAAACUACUCCCAUUGUCUGUACGUUACGUGCUUUAGAUGAAGCGGGCCCCGUCCGAAUAAAUAUGGAUUAUUUUCGAAUUGUCUUUGAUAUGCUGGACAAUAACGAGGAGAGGGGGAAAUGGGUGGAUAACACGAAAGCCUUUGACGUUUAUUCUCGUGUAUGGGCCCAAGAAGAUACCGUCAUUCUUUCUUGGAAACUGAAAGUUAACAAUUUCAUCAACACGGAACGUUUGCAUGUGUACAUUGUUUCAAGUACAUCUGGGAAUGGUGGAAAGAGAGUGGAAGAGGUGCGAGGCUCACCUUUUUUGUUUGUUUCUGGAGUGAUGCCUCAUGCAGCUUAUGUGUCACUGCGUGGUUGUCGAGUUUCUUCAAUUACUAGUGGAAAUCGCACGCAGUGCUUCAUUGAUCUUCAUAAUGGCGUCACUGGUGAUGUGCGGUACUUCAAUCUUUCUAGUACGCUUGGCGCGGUGUUUGAAAACAUCACAUAUCUUCCCAAGGGCCCGAUUUACAAAACUCCAGUGGUAUCUUUUGUGUAUGUGGCACCCGUAUUGAACACCCGCUCAGAGGACUUCAUUACACUUAUUGUAGGAGGACAAAGCGCCAUUCGAUCCCCAUUUCACAUGAAUGUGUUUCCGCGACGAAGCUCUGAAAAAAACGAGGAUUCUGAAACCGUCAGGGGAAGUAACGCCCUGGUCAUUGGGGUGGGACUUGCCUUCUUUGGUGUCAUCAUUGGCACUGGGUCAUUUAUUGCCCUACGAAGUACUCUGCGUCUCAAUCGCGCUCGUCAACUGAGAGCAAUGCAAAAGGUGCAAAUGGUGGAAAUGGAAGAAGAGGCAGGGUGUUCGGCGACUGGAAAGGUGGGGAUUGAGCCCGUGCCGCAGCCACACCAUCCCCAGGAGUCAGAAAGUGACUGA
This is a messenger RNA of Trypanosoma cruzi, 1677 nucleotides long. RefSeq lists its product as uncharacterized. The transcript has a single exon. The record is from RefSeq and is a predicted model, not a curated record. Bases 1 to 1677 code for a protein of 558 amino acids. Lineage: Eukaryota; Euglenozoa; Kinetoplastea; Trypanosomatida; Trypanosomatidae.